Varanus komodoensis (Komodo dragon) is the source of this 4213-nucleotide messenger RNA. It is a transcript of the gene TM9SF4, whose product is annotated as transmembrane 9 superfamily member 4. The transcript has 18 exons. Gene Ontology annotation, biological process: protein localization to membrane. The record is from RefSeq and is a predicted model, not a curated record. NCBI's taxonomy places the organism in Eukaryota, Metazoa, Chordata, Lepidosauria, Squamata, Varanidae. Bases 171 to 2183 code for a protein of 670 amino acids. Gene Ontology annotation, cellular component: membrane.
GGGGUUUGGAGCAGUGCAGAAAGCCUGCAGGAGGAAGAGGGACUCCUGGCCAUGCCCUUUCCUUUUUGGCUGGGCGCUUUUCGGAAGGGGCUUAGCGGCUUCUCCAGCGUGGGGGCUGCAUUCCUGCCUCAGAUGCCCUGCUCUUUAACCAGUCUGCUGUCAUCAGACGCAUGUGGAAGGCAGUUCCCGUCACCCUAGCCAGCGUGCUCCGUGAGUGGUGGUCCAGUGCAUCUGGAUGGCACCAGGAGAGGCUCGCGUGCCUGCUUGUCUUGCUGCUCUUCUCUCGUGGAACGAACGGCUUCUAUGUGCCAGGGGUCGCGCCCAUCAACUUCCAUCAAAAUGCUCCAGUAGAAAUCAAGGCUGUGAAGCUCACCAGUUCACGAACCCAGCUACCUUACGAGUAUUACUCCUUACCGUUCUGCCGCCCAGUCACAAUCACGUAUAAAGCUGAAAAUCUGGGGGAAGUCCUCAGAGGAGACCGGAUUGUCAACACUCCAUUCCAAGUUUUUAUGAACGUUGAGAAAAAAUGUGAGGUUUUGUGCAACGUCCCAAAUACUCCUGUCGUCUUGAAAAAGGAAGAGAGCAAGCUGAUUGCGGAGCGGAUCCAGGAGGAAUACUACGUCCACCUCAUCGCCGACAACUUGCCCGUGGCCACGAGGCUGGAGUUCUACUCUAACCGUGAAGAGGAAGAGAAGAACAAGGAGAAGGACACUCAGUUUGAGCAUGGCUAUCGGCUUGGAUUCACGGACAACAACAAGUUCUACCUGCACAACCACCUCUCCUUCAUCCUUUACUACCACAGAGAGGAUGUGGAGGAGAACCAGGAGCCAACCUACAGGGUGGUCCGCUUUGAAGUCAUUCCGCAGAGCAUUAAACUUUCUGAUCUGAGGGCCGACGAGAAGGGCACGUGCAUCCUGCCUGAAGCCGCCAGCUCGGCCCCCCAGGAGAUUGACCCCACCAAGGAGAACGAACUGCUCUUCACCUACUCCGUGCAUUGGAAGGAAAGUGACAUCAAGUGGGCCUCCCGCUGGGACACCUACCUGACAAUGAGCGACGUGCAGAUCCACUGGUUCUCCAUCAUCAACUCCGUCGUGGUCGUCUUCUUCCUUUCAGGGAUUCUCAGCAUGAUCAUCAUCCGGACCCUCCGGAAGGAUAUAGCCAACUACAACAAGGAAGACGACAUUGAGGACACCAUGGAGGAGUCCGGGUGGAAGCUGGUGCACGGCGACGUCUUCCGGCCGCCUCAGUAUCCCAUGAUCCUCAGCUCCCUGCUGGGCUCUGGAAUCCAGCUCUUCUGCAUGAUCCUGAUUGUUAUUUGUGAGUGGCAUCACCUGGUACCAGUUGUGGCCAUGCUGGGGAUGCUGUCCCCUUCCAGCCGGGGCGCCCUGAUGACCACCGCCUGCUUCCUCUUCAUGUUCAUGGGGGUCUUUGGCGGCUUCUCUGCUGGCCGGUUGUAUCGGACACUGAAAGGCCAUCGGUGGAAAAAGGGCGCUUUCUGCACAGCCACCCUGUACCCCGGAGUUGUCUUUGGGAUAUGCUUCAUCCUGAACUGCUUCAUCUGGGGCAAACACUCCUCCGGAGCGGUCCCGUUCCCCACCAUGGUGGCCCUGCUCUGCAUGUGGUUCGGCAUCUCCUUGCCGCUGGUCUACCUGGGCUACUAUUUUGGGUUUCGCAAGCAGCCGUAUGACAACCCCGUGCGGACCAAUCAGAUCCCAAGGCAGAUUCCCGAGCAGAGGUGGUACAUGAACCGAUUUGUCGGGAUUCUCAUGGCUGGGAUCCUGCCUUUCGGAGCCAUGUUCAUCGAGCUUUUCUUCAUCUUCAGUGCCAUUUGGGAAAAUCAGUUCUACUACCUCUUUGGCUUCCUCUUCUUGGUCUUCAUCAUCCUCGUCGUCUCCUGCUCCCAGAUCAGCAUCGUCAUGGUGUACUUCCAGCUCUGUGCUGAGGACUAUCGGUGGUGGUGGAGAACUUUCCUGGUGUCCGGAGGGUCUGCCUUCUAUGUGUUGAUCUAUGCCAUCUUCUACUUCGUGAACAAGCUGGACAUCGUGGAGUUCAUCCCCUCCUUGCUGUACUUCGGCUACACGGCUCUCAUGGUGCUGUCCUUCUGGCUCUUGACGGGGACCAUUGGCUUCUAUGCAGCCUACAUGUUUGUCCGCAAGAUUUACGCUGCUGUGAAAAUAGACUGAAGGUGUUUGGACACUGCGCGGCACGAAACAGCCGUCCUCUCGGUUUCCUCCUAGGAAGGAAGUGGGGAGCUUCUCAAGGAAACAGAACCCAGCGGGAGCGGGACGUGAGAAAUAAAAAAUAGUUCUACUUUUGGAAUGUAAUCUUUGGCACAGGGUCCUUGGAAUCGGGAUUCUCCUGGAGGGCAGGGGUGUGUAGAUGCUUUGCAUUUUAACUUUUAUUCUCUUCUGAUUAUAAGGGACUUUUAGCUCAGAAGCAUCCCCUUCGAUGAAUAGGUUUUUUGUCUGUUUUUUGUCAUAAGAACGAGACUGCCGUGGUGGCCGGUUUGUGACACGGGCAGAUUUCAGGGAGGGCCAUCCUUUUUUCAUCGUGCCGCAGGCGUCUGCGCUGCCCGCGCCCAGGAAAGGGCCGUGGCGGUCUCCGGAGCGCUGCGAGAAGCAGCCUGCGACACCAUCCUGUCCGUCCAGGUGCUGCGGAGGCGCCGUUUCAGAACUAGGCGGGUGCGAUUUCUCCCGGGGGGCCUUCAGGCCUGAGCCCUGCGCCGUGCCCCCCAGCCACGCGUGGAGACAGCAGCAGCAGCAGCGAGCGCUUGCCCUGCCUUGGCAGACUCCCUCUUGGAGAGUUGGUUAAAGAGAAUGACAAGGCCUGCUGCCUCUUGAGGAUGGACUGGGCCCGCGUACUGGAGAAGGCUGCUUAGGAACCCUGGGGCGUCUCCCCUGCUUUCCCCAGUAGAUCAUGGAUUCGGGUGGGGAUGUGAGGCCCGGUCCGGAAAAACUGACUGCGCUGUUGAUGUGCCAAGGAGUCCAUGGCUCAGAUGCUGGGAAUUGCUGCUAUGACGUGCAGGAGAGGGAAGGGAACUGGAGGGACCCCAUUCAUUCGUUUCCCAAGAAAGGAAUCACUCACGUUGUUCCAGGAAGUAUUCAGAGGACACCCCCCCCCCCGCAGUUUGGGCUGACCUGUAGCUCUUCACCUGUUUAGUGUCACCCCUCUAGGAAUUGAAGUAUAUCAGUUUCACUCUUGACCCCUGUGUAAACUGGCUGUGUGGUCAGGGACCAGCUAUGCUUAACCAAUGGACACCUGCUGUUUCCUGUUACUGGGUGUGAAAGUUGGGACUGUAAAGAUGUAUAUUCUCAAAAAUUAGUCUUUAACUAAGCACAAUAGAAUUGUCAUCUUACAGAUGGAAGCCUGCUUGUUGCAGACUCUCCCGAAUCCUGAAUUGUGAACUAGCCGGAUUACUGGAGCAAGGCUAAAACCACUCCUUUGGCAAGCAAAACCCUUUUUAAUGUGCAAACAGAGUGGGGACGGUUUUUUAGAAAUUCUGCUGUGAAUGUGAGUCAGUCAUGAGAUGGGCUAGCUUCACACUGCAGUGAUCUUUUGACCCAGGGCUGAGCCAUCCCUGAAUUCUUCAACCUUAUAAACAGGUUCUUAUGACAGAUGGGGAGGAUGCCAUGGGGGAAGUCACCUCCGGGAUCUCUGGGUGUCCCUUUGGGAUUGCUUUUCUGAAAGCCCAUGUGCAGUUCCCGCCAAUGACAAAAUCCCUGUUGUGCUUUUUAUAUAUGCCCCUCUCCCGAGCCCCCACCCUUGCCCUCCAGUGACUGCAAAGCGAUCCGACUGCUGUGUUCUUUCUGUGGGAUUUGCUAAGGCCUCGUUGCCGAGAGCACUCUUCGCCAGCCCGGUGCUUUCAGAGAACGGCGGGAGGCGCAAGGUGGGGGCAGCGGGCAUACCGCAGGGCCUCCGCCCGCCCCCCACUGCAAACCCCCAUCCGUUGCUUUCUCGCUCAUCUUGCCAAAGCCACAUCGGCCAAGAAUAAGGUCUGGCAAGCGGGAACCGUAGUGCUUGUGAGCUGUGCUGUGGAUUCCUUUGUGAGCUCUGGAUUUGAACUAGCUUUAGGGUAUUACGUGAAUUCCACUCGACCCCACCCGGGAUUUUUUUUCUGGACAAGACCUGCACUAUUCUUACCUUCCAGCAUCUUCCUUGUAUUUUUAAUGUACUGUUCAAGCCCAACUGUAAAUAAAUAUGCUGUUGUCCUGUU